Messenger RNA from Epinephelus fuscoguttatus (brown-marbled grouper), 1346 nucleotides. RefSeq names its product YEATS domain containing 4 (gene yeats4). The transcript has 7 exons. Gene Ontology annotation, biological process: regulation of DNA-templated transcription. The record is from RefSeq and is a predicted model, not a curated record. The coding region runs from base 188 to 868 and encodes 226 amino acids. Lineage: Eukaryota; Metazoa; Chordata; Actinopteri; Perciformes; Serranidae.
UUACGACGUUACACUCUGUACUUCCGGCGCUUGUUUGGCCGGUUGUUUGAAAUGAGAACGCUGGCCAUAUAAAGGAUACUUUAAACGCUUAAAUGGCAGGUUCACUAAAUUUGGACACACGCUUGGGAGCAAUAAGAGUCCUAUAGAGUGUAGUACAGGUUCACCUUCAGCGUCUCUCCACCGGACUAUGUUCAAAAAGAUGACUGAAUUCGGUCCAGAUUCCGGGGGGCGAGUUAAGGGAGUGACCAUUGUGAAGCCCAUUGUGUUUGGGAACGUUGCCCGUUACUUUGGGAAAAAGAGAGAGGAGGAUGGACACACACAUCAGUGGUCUGUCUACGUGAAGCCUUACAGAAAUGAGGAUAUGUCUGCUUAUGUGAAGAAGAUCCAGUUCAAGCUUCAUGAGAGCUACGGUAACCCACUGAGAGUGGUAACUAAGCCUCCAUAUGAGAUCACAGAGACAGGCUGGGGGGAGUUUGAGAUCAUCAUCAAGAUCUUCUUCAUCGACCCCAACGAGAGAGCUGUGACUCUGUACCAUCUGCUGAAGCUGUUCCAGUCUGACUCCAGUGCCAUGCCCAAGAAAACAGUCGUCUCUGAAUUCUAUGAUGAAAUGAUCUUCCAAGAUCCUACAGCCAUGAUGCAGCAGCUACUGACCACAUCAAGACAACUCACCCUCGGAGCAUACAAGCACGAGACAGAAUUCAGUGAGCUGGAGCAGAGGACUAAAGAGAAAAUGGAAACCGCAAAGAAGAGAACCAGCCAGGAGAUCACAGAGCUGAAAGACAAACUAAAAGCCAGCAGAGAAAACAUCAACCACCUGAAGGCGGAGAUCAGGAAACUGGAGGAGGACGGAGACCACAAGGAGCACUGAGACAUGGACUAACACACACGUGUUAUGAAAAACAAGGCAUUUUUGUGACCUCUUGCCAGUUUUUAAUUUGUUUAGUGUGUUUUUUUGCACACAAACACUCAAUCUCAGAAAGCUCAGAAGACACAAGAAUGAUUUCCCUCUAAUCUAGUUUUACUGCAGCACUGAAUUGUGUUGUCAGCCAUGUUGUUUGUGGCUGAAACAAGGAUUUUCUGAUUGCUGCUUUGUAUAUCUGUAGUUGUUGUCUUUUCUACCCAAACAUUGCUGGAUCAGCUGGCUGUGAGAAUGACAGAACAAAUGUCAUUUUCUAAUAUGCUUUUGCAACAUUGAUCCUGUCCAGCCGUGUUGAUGUAAUGGAUCCUGUGUUGCCAUAAUCACUGUGCAUCCCCAUAGUUUCAUGCCAACGUUUCAAAUGUGAAUAGCUCAUUUGUUUUUGUACUGGUCUUUUGGUUUUCUACAUAAAGUAAAGUUGUUUACAGGA